Molecule: messenger RNA, 2355 nt
Organism: Magnolia sinica
Lineage: Eukaryota; Viridiplantae; Streptophyta; Magnoliopsida; Magnoliales; Magnoliaceae
Product: protein CCA1-like
Exons: 7
Coding region: 482-2020 (512 amino acids)
Molecular function (GO): DNA binding
Source: RefSeq, a predicted model, not a curated record
GCCCACAUUCAUUCGCCUCUGCAUAUUUCUGGUUGCUAUUCUCUCUUUCUCUCUGAAAAAUCUCUAUCGAUUUUUCGCCGGGGUCUGACGGUCUUAUCUCAAGAGGACAUUUUCCGGCGAAUAGCAAGCGUAGAUUCAGUUUUCCAGCUGUAUUUGAAGAUUGCUGUUCGCUUAUUGGAUUUACAUAGUCGAAGGUUUUUGAGGCGUAAUUGAAGUGCUUCUCCUAUUCUCGAAGUCGAGAAGUUUCGUAGGAGUCGAUUGAAUUGUGCUGAUUUAGAGAGAGGAGUUUGUGGAUGUUAGUUUUUGGAGGAGUUUAUGAGAAGGGAGAUUGAGGCGAGUAUUUUAGGAAUUUUGAUGGAAUUUGGGUUGAAGAGAGAGACUGCAAGAGAGUAAAAAAGAGAUUGAUCCAAAGAAGAAAGGAAGGAAGAAUAAGGAGGAGGAGGAUUUGAUCUCUGGCAAGGUUAAGGGCUUUUACUCGGUGAUGUCUGUUCAGGAAAAAAGCAUAGGCGCAGGUUUAAACCCCAUUCUCAUGCCGAUUGGUCAUAUUUGUGUGGAUGUCGGGAAACCUUCACCAAAUGGGGUUCAAAUGAAGGAGUUUUAUGCGUCAGGCGAUGAACUCACCCCCAAGGUUAGAAAACCUUACACAAUUACAAAACAGCGAGAAAGAUGGACAGAGGAAGAGCAUAAGAAGUUCUUGGAAGCUUUAAAACUGUAUGGCCGUGCCUGGCGUCGAAUUGAAGAACACAUAGGUUCAAAGACUGCAGUUCAGAUUCGAAGCCAUGCUCAGAAGUUCUUCUCUAAGGUGGUGCGGGAGUCCAGUAGCAAUGCAGACUCUGUGAAGUCUAUCGAGAUACCACCUCCUCGUCCAAAAAGAAAACCCGUACAUCCAUAUCCUCGUAAAUUGAUCCAUUCGUCCACUAAGGGAAUAUCAGUUCCUGAGCAGCUUGAAAGGUCUUCAUCACCAACAUCAGCCUAUGAACAAGAUAACAGAUCACCAUCAUCUGUUUUAUCUGCAGUUGGGUCGGAUACAGUUUGGUCGACUGUUUCAAAUCUAUCAAAUGGCUGCUCAUCACCUGUGUCAUCUGCUGCUGGAUCAAACCCUGUAGGUUUGUUACUUGAGAAGCAAGAGAAUGGAUACCCAACAUCCACUUCAUCAGCCGAAGAAGAGAACAGAUUUCCAUUUCCAGCCCCGUUGCCUGCUCGUUCAAGCCCACAGGACAAAUCAUCUUUGGAAUCAGAUAUGGGUUUUAAAGAUCAUGUCUUUACAAGGGAAACUUCACCAGUUGAGACACACAUGACAAGUCUUAAGCUCUUCGGAAGGACACUCUUAGUCACCGAUUCUCACCGACCAUCUUCACCUGUUGUUGAGAACAUUCCUCAGUGCCACAAGUCGUUGCCUCUCAGUGACAUCGGAAGCCACCAAGAAAAUUUAGAAACAGAUGUGCAGAAGACAUCUCCACAAUCACCAGAAGACAUGAUGCAGAGAGAUUGUUCUGGGAUUUCAAGCCAAAGCGCUUGGAAUCAAUGGUCCUGUGGAAUACCACCAUUAUUCUAUUGCAUGCAAUUCCAGCAAGAAAAUUCAAAUUCGGCAGAAUCUACCAAUCCUCUGCCCUGGUGGGUUUCUCAUGGAAGUUUACUCUUCCCUCUCGCUCAACCAUUUAAUGAAGAAUCUAGACAAACACCUCCUGAUUCCUGCAUGGUAGCCUCAGACGUUAGAGAUACGAACAAGGAAGGAUCCUGGACUGGUUCAAACACCAGCACCAUAGGUGAAGCAGGAAUUGGUGAAAGGAAUAGUGAUGUCGUUGACUCCCGUAAUGGAGAUAAAGAAAAGGAACCGAUGACUGUUUUCCACUUUAAAGCAAGUGAGAAUUCAGCAUUCUCUAGCCUAAAAACAUCGAGUCCUGGGAACCGCGCAAAGGGGUUCAUGCCCUAUAAAAGAUGUGUAGCCGAAAGAGACGUUGAGCAAUCACAGAUGGGUGGCAAUGAAAGAGAGGGGCAGAGAAUCCGAUUGUGCUUAUAGCUUUUGAUUCCCUCCCUUUACGCAGGGAGGGUUUUUGAAGCUUUAUUUCAGUAGAGAGAUUCAACAACUGCCAGUUUCAGCUGUUGAUGAUGAAUGAGAUUGAAAGAAAGAAGGCAAAACCGCCAUCUGAUCUGCUGCAUGUAAAUCACCUGUUUCACUACCUUACAUCUUCAAUAGGCAUAAAUAACCCUUCCCCCCCUCAAAUGUAACUUCCAAACCAUUAGACUCCUCUUCUUUCCUAUCAGCAGCAUUGUAAGCUUUUAGGUCUUCCCUCUUCUUAUGUCUGAAAUAUUGUAUUCUUUUUUGCAAAGUGCAUUAAGAGUAAUUUUCCUUGA